Messenger RNA from Trematomus bernacchii (emerald rockcod), 3525 nucleotides. It is a transcript of the gene akap17a, whose product is annotated as A kinase (PRKA) anchor protein 17A. The transcript is spliced from 7 exons. NCBI's taxonomy places the organism in Eukaryota, Metazoa, Chordata, Actinopteri, Perciformes, Nototheniidae. The record is from RefSeq and is a predicted model, not a curated record. Bases 209 to 2263 code for a protein of 684 amino acids.
AAGUGGCAUGUAGUUUGUCUAUGAUUUUUCCAUGGAUGUAUUAUAGAACAGUCUUUUACAUUACGAUAUCAGUACGUUUUUGUUUUUAGCCUUAAAGCUGACGGAUGUUGGGCAAGAGGCGGUGAAACCUACUUUGAUAACUGACGCUCUCCGGUGUUGUUCAGAAGGUGAUUGUGUGGAUAGUGUUACUUAUGACUCUUUCUCCACUAUGUCGGCCACAAUGACCACCAUUGUCCAUGACACUACAGAGGCAGUGUGCCUCUCCUCCGAGUACAACCUGUACCUCAAGCCCAUUGCUAAAAUGACCGUCAGUGUGGCCCUGCCCCAGCUCAAGCUGCCAGGCAAGAGUAUCUCCAACUGGGAGGUGAUGGAGAGGGUGAAGGCCAUGGUAGCUCCAGAGCAGUUUUCAGCCCUGCGGAUCUCCAAGAGCACCAUGGACUUCAUCCGCUUUGAGGGCGAGGUGGAAAACAGGACAGUGGUCAAGAGCCUGUUGUCCCGCUUAGAUGGAAAGAGCAUCAAACUGAGUGGAUUUACUGAUGUACUGAAGGUUCGUGCAGUAGAGAACAAAGUGGACUUCCCUACACGUCACGACUGGGACUCCUUCUUCCGUGAUGCAAAGGACAUGAAUGAGACUCUGCCGGGGGAGAGGCCUGACACCAUCCACAUGGAGGGAAUUCCUUGCCGAUGGUUUAGCAAGAAGGACAGCCCGUUCCCAGACCGGCCCUCUGAAGAGGUCCUCAUUGCGGUCUUUGAGACAUUUGGCAAGGUGCGGAAUGUAGAUAUCCCCAUGCUAGACCCGUACAGGGAGGAGAUGCUGGACAAGAACUUCAACACGUUCAGUUUCGGGGGUCAUCUGAACUUUGAGGCUUAUGUCCAGUACCAGGAGUACGGGGGCUUCACCAAGGCCAUGGACACCCUGCGCAGCAUGAAGCUGAUGCUGAAAGGAGACGAUGGGAAGGCCGUGGCCUGCAACAUCAAGGUGGCCUUUGACACCAACAAGCACCUGAGUGAGUUGGCCCUGAAGAGGAGGGGCCUGGAGAGGCUGAAGUUACAGGAGCUGGAGAGGCAGAGAGAAGAGCAGAAACGACGCGAGAAGGAAGAGGAGGAGCGGCGUAAGGAUGAGGAGAGGAAACAGAAGGAGCACGAAGAGGAGGAGAAGGAGAGGAGAAAGGAAGAGAGGAUACGAAAGCGAGAUCAGAAGGUGCGGGAGAAGGAAGAGAAGAAGAACAUGAAGAAGGUGAGGCGGCAACAGGAAGAGGAGCAGAAGAAGCUGCAGAUGAAGAUCGCCAUGGAGGAGAGGAGGCUGCUGCUGGCUCAGCGCAAUCUGGAGUCCAUCCGGCUCAUCGCUGAGCUGCUGGCCAGGGCCAAGGCGCUGAAGCAGCAGGAGCAGGAGAAAGAGCGGGCCGAGCGGGAGGAGCAGGAACGGAAAGAGCAGGCUCGACAGAAGGAGGAACUCGCGCGUCUUCAUCAGCUGGAGGCCCUCCGACGCAAGCAGGAGGAGGAGCUGCGGAGGGUGGAGGUGGAGAAGGACCGAGCCCUGGAACUCCAGCGGCGUGAGAAGGAGCUGAGGGAGAGACUGGUCUGCAACAUGAUGAAGAAGAGCAACGGGAAAAGCUCAAGAUCUCCUCUCACGCAGGAGGAGGCGGGCCCUGUGACCAGCGAGGAGGCCUCUGAUCCCCGCGGCGAUGAUGUGAUGCUGGGGGUCCUGAGCAGGGUGUAUGGAGUGAAGGCCGGCGAGAGCAAAGAAAAGCAGGGGUCCAAAUCGAGUGCCCAUUCACAUGUUUCAGGGAAAAAAAGAGCCGCAGAAGAGAGGAGGGGAGGGGAGGACAGGAAGAAAGAGCGAGAGAGAAGAAAGGACGAGGUGGUGGGGAGCAAGCACGGUAGGGAACAAGCGAAGGGCCACGAGCCCCCCCACAGAGAGAGGAGCUCCAACAGCCGGGGCCGGAGGAGGCGGAGCCACAGCAGCAGGAGGAGGAGGAGCUCCAGUCGUCACAAGAGGAGCUCCAGUCGGCACAGGAGGAGCGCCAGUCGCCACGGCAGCAGGAGGCGCAGCCACAGCAGCAGGAGCACCAGCUCCAGCCGGGACAGGAGCCGCAGCAGCAGUGGGAGGAGCUACAGCAGGGGGAAGAGCCACAGGCACCGUAGAUACAGCAGAGGCAGCUCCAAGGCCAGCAACAGGAGCAGAGAUAGGAGGAGCCACAGCCAUAACAGAUACAAGAGACACAGCAACAGCAGAGACAGGACCUGCUCCAGACGCUGCUAGUCCCGUCAGUGUUAAUAUUAUCACUGUUCAUUGAUUUAUUCUUGGCUGAAGUUCAACAAGCUUGACAAAAAAAAAACAUUAAAAAAAAAACCCAACAUAAUUCGAGUAUACCGUGUAAAUGUAAGCCAUGUCAAUUGGUGAAGUGGAUUCCACGGAAAUGCUUUUACCUUUUUAUUUUCUUCAUAUUUUAUACAUGAAACACCACAUUUACUAUUUGGUUUCUAAAAAAGUAUUCUUUGUAAAGCUUGAAAUACAUUUUAUCAACAUUUGGACUCUUAACUUCUAUAUUAUGUAUAAUGCUUUUAAUUCAAAUGUAGGGAACCAUUAUAAACAUAUCAAUAUUAAUUUCAUUGAGCAUUGGAAAUACAUUCUUUUAAUUAAAGGCUAAUAUCGUUAGCCCGCUGUAUAUGUAGAUUGAACACCAGUCUGACCUCCAUUUUCUGCGAGCAAGUGCAUGAAUAUAAUUGAUUUCGAGGAAGUAACAAGUCCAGAGAACAAAUUGUGUUCCUUAUUUUGAUGUGGUUCGAUCAGUUUGUCCACAUAUUACUUGCGAAAAUACACACACUUUCAGACCUCGUUGCUGCCAUAGUUGUGGAAGACUUUAAUGUGGACUACAGGCUGCUGCUCCUUUACAAAUGUGAAGUUUCCCCAGACCAUAAAAAAUGUUCCUCGAUGUUUACGCUGACCUACGUCUGCCUGAUGUGUUAGCUGCCUGAAAUAUGUCUUGGAAUACUGCUUGAGUAUUGUCUGUGUUGCUGGUGAGCAGCUCAAAGACUGAUUUAUUUUAGUUUCAUUUUAUAUUUUUUAAUGUGUGAGGGUUAAUAUAAUAAAUGCGAUAUGAUGACGCAACCAAAUUAAAUGAUAUGUUAGGAUGUAACUCCUUCUUUUAACUUCACAAUGUAGUGCUGGAUACAUUUAUUAAACCUUAAUAGUAACGGCAAACAGUGCAUUUUUUUGGUGUUAUUUGUAUUGUUUUAUGUCUUAUAUAACUAUGUUGCAAUGUUGGAGGAGCUCGGGACUUUUCAUUGCCAGGCAUUUCUACACUGUAGCUGACAUUAAAGCCUUUGAAUCUGAACCUCACACCGUUCUUUGCUAUUUUUCAGCUCUGGGGAGGAAAGUCCCAACAGUUUUGUUGACGCUGCUACAUUGACAUUGUUACUCGACAUUGCAAAGCCCUCUUGUUAUGUGUACUAUGUUCUCAUGAUCUACUAGAGCAUGCGUUGCAUACACAUUGUUAAUAUUAAAGUCAAAAGAAAACUCGA